Molecule: messenger RNA, 1082 nt
Organism: Daucus carota subsp. sativus
Lineage: Eukaryota; Viridiplantae; Streptophyta; Magnoliopsida; Apiales; Apiaceae
Product: expansin-A11
Exons: 3
Coding region: 81-848 (255 amino acids)
Biological process (GO): plant-type cell wall organization
Cellular component (GO): extracellular region
Source: RefSeq, a predicted model, not a curated record
GUGUAUUUACAUAUAACAUCAAUUCCUGAUUCUCUUCUCAUCUUCUUCUUUGGCCCCUAGCUUUUCCUCAACUUGAGAAAAUGGCAAACAUUCGAGUUCUUGUGCUGGCGUUUUUAGCUAGUACUUGUUUACUUGUCUGUGUUGAUGCGUUUGUGGCUUCAGGAUGGUCAAAAGCGCAUGCUACUUUUUAUGGAGGCAGCGAUGCUUCAGGAACAAUGGGUGGUGCUUGUGGUUAUGGUAACUUGUACUCUACUGGAUAUGGAACUCGGACAGCUGCUUUAAGCACUGCUCUUUUCAAUGAUGGAGCAUCAUGCGGACAAUGUUAUAAGAUUAUAUGUGACUAUAAAGCAAGCCCUCAGUGGUGUAUUAGAGGAAGAUCUGUUACUAUCACGGCUACAAACUUCUGCCCUCCAAACUAUGCAUUGCCUAAUAAUGACGGAGGCUGGUGCAAUCCUCCACUCAAGCAUUUUGAUAUGGCUCAACCCGCUUGGGAAAAGAUUGGUAUCUAUCGAGGUGGAAUUGUUCCAGUCAUUUACCAAAGGGUCCCCUGUGUUAAGCGUGGUGGAGUUAGAUUUACCAUCAAUGGGAGGGACUACUUUGAACUUGUUCUAAUAAGCAAUGUUGGCGGAGCUGGAUCAAUCAAAUCAGUGCAAAUCAAGGGUACUAGAACAAACUGGAUGUCAAUGUCUAGAAAUUGGGGAGCAAAUUGGCAGUCCAAUGCAUACCUCAAUGGCCAAGCUUUGUCUUUCAGAGUCACCACUACUGAUGGAGUGACCAAGACGUUUUACAACGUCGUGUCAUCCGGUUGGCGAUUUGGUCAGACAUUUUCAAGCGCUGUUAAAUUUUAAGGUCAAGGUGGCUAAAGAGUUCAGGGUUUCAGAGGCAGGGGCAUCGCUUACUAUUUUAUUCAGGCUGCCCGCCGUUUUUUGGUAUUUCUUUUACAAAAAUUUUACGAGUGCCCGUGUACUGGAGUCUUGAAGUUCUAGUUAUGUUUUUGAACUAGGCCGCUAAACAUCUUGGAAAAAUCUCCACCAGAAGUAUAAAGUUACUAUGUAUAUCAACUCUUGUACACUUUGUUUUCA